Molecule: messenger RNA, 3400 nt
Organism: Hemibagrus wyckioides
Lineage: Eukaryota; Metazoa; Chordata; Actinopteri; Siluriformes; Bagridae
Gene: asb7
Product: ankyrin repeat and SOCS box containing 7
Exons: 5
Coding region: 296-1252 (318 amino acids)
Biological process (GO): intracellular signal transduction
Molecular function (GO): protein binding
Source: RefSeq, a predicted model, not a curated record
GACGGUUCGCGUCUGCGCUUCUGAUUGGCUACAUGCACCCUAUCCGAAGUGAACGGCUAAUUGGCUAGCUGCAUUCUGUUCCAAGUAUGAAGCUUUGAGUAGUUUUUUAUUUUGUUUUCUUUUCAGCGGUUGCUGACGCGGCGCACCGGAUAGAGUUAAGUUUACGACUUUUCUGCAGCGGGAAGUUAGAUGCCGCUUGGGCUGGACUAAAAAAUGCGCCCGAAACACAAAGGGCCUUUCAGAUCUGCUGUGCAUUAAUCAAGGGGACGCAGGAGUGGCUGCGCAAUGUGACAGGAUGCUGAACCAUCACUUCAGAAGGAACCCGGACCUGCAGGAGGAGCUGCAGAUCCAGGCGGCGGUGGCAGCCGGCGAUGUCUACACCGUGCGCAAGAUGCUGGAGCAGGGCUAUUCGCCCAAGAUCAGGGACGCCAACGGCUGGACGCUGCUGCAUUUCUCCGCCGCCAAGGGCAAGGAGCGCUGCGUCCGAGUCUUCCUCGAACACGGCGCCGACCCGACAGUAAAGGACUUCAUUGGCGGUUUCACAGCGCUGCACUAUGCCGCCAUGCACGGACGCGCACGCAUUGCUCGCCUCAUGCUGGAAUCGGAGCACCGCGGUGACAUCAUCAACGCCAAGAGCAACGACGGCUGGACGCCACUGCACGUGGCUGCACAUUACGGACGCGACUCGUUUGUGCGCCUGCUCUUGGAGUUCCAUGCCGAUGUAGACCCCCUGAGUGACAAGGGCACUACUCCGCUGCAGCUGGCUAUCAUUCGAGAGCGCUCGAGCUGCGUGCGGCUGCUGCUCGACCACCACGCUAACAUUGAUGUGCAGAACGGCUUCCUGCUGCGAUACGCCGUCAUCAAGGGCAACCACGCAUACUGCCGCAUGUUCCUACAGCGUGGGGCAGACACCAACCUCGGACGCGUGGAGGACGGUCAGACACCGCUUCACCUCUCGGCUCUGCGUGACGACGUGCUCUGUGCACAACUUCUCUACGCCUAUGGAGCUGACACAAACACACGCAAUUAUGAGGGUCAGACGCCUGCCGCCGUAUCAGCCAGCAUGUCCCGUGCCAGCCGGCCCUGCCUGGACUUCCUGCAGGAGGUUACACGCCAACCCAGGACAUUGCAGGACCUGUGUCGGAUAAAGAUUCGUCAGUGCAUAGGCCUUCAAAGCUUAAAGUUCCUGGAGGACUUGCCUAUUGCCAAGGUGAUGAAAGACUACUUAAAACACAAGUUUGACAAUGUCUGACAGAGGCCAGACAACUCCAGGCAUCAGCACAGGAACAGAUUCUCUAGCACAGACUAUGCAACCUCUCAUUUUCUUUCUGUACUCAUCCCCAAACAGAGGAUUGUUUUCUCCAAACAUGCGUGAUGUAUUUUCUGUCAUUUAACCUGGAAAUAUAGCCAAGCUACUCGUCACGGACACUGAGCCCUCAACUCGCGUUCAUCGUUCGAUUAUUGACCCGUGAAAGGAAAAAUUUAAUUCUACAUAUUUUAUCAAACGCAUUUGUAACCCUAAGUACUGGGAUAGGAUCAAAAGCUGACAUGAUGAUGAUCUUAUAUCACCUUUAUAGCUAUCGUGGCUUUUGAUAUGUUGUUAAAUAUAAUUAAAUUAUUUGAAUAUGGAAAUUGAUUCUUUUUUUUCUUUUUCUUUUUUAAUUAUUCAAACUGAGAGUUUGUAGUUUCUCAAAACAAUUUCAAGAUACUAAUUUUACCUAUACACAUUUCAUAUUCACAAAGCAGUAAUGGUAUAACUACUUUAUAUCUUAUCAUUAUAAACGGGCGUACCGAUAAACCAUCACACCCCUAGUUUCAAGCGUACGAUAGAACGAUAGAUAGAAAUAAGAAACCCUCCUUUUCUUUUUUCUUUUCUUUUCUUUUUUACUAAUUUACUGACUUUUUGUUGAAAGAUAUCUGGACUUUCAUCCUUUCAAGUUAAUCGUGCACCUUCUUCCAAUCGACUAUUAACAAUUUUUUUUGAAGGUGUACAGAGUUAAUAGUCACAUUAAAUGCAGAAUUGUGAAUCAAGCAUUAAAACUGUGAUUUAAACUUCACUCCCCUGACCCCCCCCAACCCCCCAAACUUGAAGUCUUGGAACUCAUUAACAAGGACUACACUAUGUAUAUACUUGUGUCAUAUGUACAGCAGAUAUUUUUCUAGAAUUAUUUAAGCUAUGAACUCUUGUAUCAUAAAGUGUUAAGGAUUUUUUUUUUUUUUUGAAUGGUUGUGUGGCUUUUUAUUUUUUAAGUCUUAAUUUUUUUUUUUUUUUUUUGGUUUGUUUUUCAUUUUUAGAAUUGAGAUGCAUCGACAAACUAAUUGGGAGCAAUUAGUGAAUUUGGGGAAAAUAUAAUUUUUCCCACUGUCAGAAUUAUCUAUGUUUUUUUUUUUGUUUGUUUGUUUGUUUUUUUGAGGGGAAGUCGGAAGGAAAAAAAAAAAAAAUUCUGUGCUCAUUGUUAAGGCCCACAGCAUCUAGUCGUGCCUUCACUUGGGUGGAAUCUCGGGUUGCUCAGCAGCAGGUGUGUUUGUUUUCCUGGUGUGUCACUUGUUAUUGAAUUAAAUUGACUAGUUUUCGUAAAAUGCACCAAUAUAAUCGAGUAAUUAUUUUGUUCACUUCCUCCAGAUUGCCCUGUAUUGAAUAGGCACAUGCCUAUAAUUGGUUAUACAAUAUUUUGGCAAUGUUAAUGUUGUGUGCAGAUCCGAAAUAUUGUUCUUUACACAAGGAAGUCUAUCCAUCCGUUCCCUGAAGCCAGUCCCUGAACAGUCUUCUUAUUGAUGACGCAUUGAAGGUGAUACUGUUGUAAAUCAGGAUUAAGUGAAUUGUAUAUGGCUGAAUGAUGUGGGUGUUUUGUUUUUUGUUUUUGUUUUUAAUUCAGCCUUGUACUAAUAAAAUGGUGGUUUAUUUGUUGGAAUAGAGGUUAUUGUAUUCUUUCACUGUUACAGGCCUGAACUGGAAUUUCGUCACUUAAGCACAGGUGAGCUGUUCAUCUGAAUCUGAAUACAGGAAUAAAAAAUACUUUCCAUUGGACUUCUGUAUAUUCAGGUUUCUACAGUUUCAGUCAAUUCUGAUUUUAUUUUUUACAAUUCAGCAGUGUUUUCUCUGAAAGUUUGUUUACAGUUGUACGUACGUGUGUGUGCGUGUGUGUGUGUGUGUGUUUGGCUUUGAAGCACUGAUGAGUUUGCUGAAAGCACUUAUUCCUGAUUCGAUUGGUUUCGACGUCUUCCACGCCACACGUUCACCACAACUACUGAAUGUACAGAAACUGCUGUUUCCUAUAGCCCGGGAUGAACCGUGUGAAUAAAUGAUUAAUACAGCAUUCUUGUUUUCAUUUCUAAGCAUUAGAAUGUGUGUUCUGGUUGUUUCAUUUGCAUUUUUGACUGCUGAAUUUUUAAUAAAAAU